This is a messenger RNA of Cutaneotrichosporon oleaginosum, 675 nucleotides long. The record is from RefSeq and is a predicted model, not a curated record. Lineage: Eukaryota; Fungi; Basidiomycota; Tremellomycetes; Trichosporonales; Trichosporonaceae.
AUGACAGUUACCCACACCCCGUCGGGCGGCCUCCAGAGCCAGGGACCUGCCGUGGUCAAUUUGUCGGAUAACACCGGUCUCAUCGUCGGCACAACUGUCGGCGGUCUUGCCUUCAUUGUUAUUCUGGCCACGCUCCUCUUCUUCAGCUGUCGAUGGUACGAGAAGCGGGAGCGUCAUCGCAAGCUGGAAGACGAGUUCGAUCUCGGCGGCCAGGCCAUAUAUGAUCCAGGAUACCAUCGUGACCCGAAUCGGGAUAUGGAGGAGGUGCAUAACCUUACUCCGUAUCCGUUCGGCUACGAAUACAACAGCCACGACAACAGAUCGUGGAAUGCAGAGCACGGUCGGUCCAAGCGAUCUCUCGAGCCAUCGUCUCCAGAAGGCAGCUUGGCGCUCUCCCCAACAUCUGGGUCACUUCCCUCAGCUUCAUUCCCACUUGACAUGACCGCAACUAGCGGCUAUGUCCCCUCUGCGCAGGUUCAACCCAUUCGCUCUGAUGCGCCCAUGACGGAUCUGGGCCCCUCACACACUUUGCGGCCCCGCCCAUCACCUGUGCAGGCUGAGGACGCUGGAUUCUUGGCUGACGGCGACGAGGUGCCACCAGUGUAUCAGCCUGACUGGGAGGUGGCGCAGCGGCAGCGGAUCGGGUAUGGCCUGAGUGCGGUCUUAACAGCCUGA